Oncorhynchus masou masou (cherry salmon) is the source of this 3112-nucleotide messenger RNA. Its product is annotated as lymphocyte function-associated antigen 3-like. The coding region runs from base 860 to 1579 and encodes 239 amino acids. NCBI's taxonomy places the organism in Eukaryota, Metazoa, Chordata, Actinopteri, Salmoniformes, Salmonidae. The transcript has 6 exons. The record is from RefSeq and is a predicted model, not a curated record.
CUCAGAAGAUUAACAUAUUUCCUUCCAUCAAUACCUUAACAACAUUAACCCUGACCUCAAACUAACUAUGGAGUACAGCAAGGAUAACAUUCAUUUUUUCAUUAGUAAAAAUGACAAAGGUUGUUUGCACACAUCAAUCUUUAGGAAGCCCACAGAUGGGAAUACCAUUCUGAGGGCAGACAGCUUUCACCCCAAAAGGCUAAAAGAAAACAUUCCAUAUGGCCAAUUCCAAAGAGUCCGCAGAAUUUGCGAUCAGGAAACAGACUACAGUGUCAAACCUGCUGAAUUGGAGAAUCGCUUCUUGAAUCGGGGCGACAACGUUCAGGUCCUGAAAGAUGCCGCUAUCAGGGCUGGAUUACCUGACAGAGAGAACUUGUUUGAGAAGGGGAGAGCCUUGUGAUACAUCGGAGAGAGUGUAUGUUGUUACAAAUACAGCACUGAAGCAGAGAGCAUUAAAAUAAUCAGUCAAAAUAAUUGGGGAAUCAUCCAAAGUGAUACGCUACUAUGCCAAGUCUUCCCUGAGCCACCAGUCAUAAGCUUUAAGAGAUGUCCUACCCUAAAUGACAAAUUAGUCCACAGUUAUCUUCCGGGUGACUCUCAAAAAACUUGGCUUGACCACACACCCAAGGGCUCCUUUAAAUGUAACCAUUGCAAACAUUGCAGUAAUAUUGCACAGAAGGAAGUAUUUUGUUGACACAGCUUCCUAAAUGGAGUAUUACGUCAAGCAUUUCAUUAACUGCAAAACCACUCAUGUCAUCAAUAGAUUGGAAUGUCCACAGUGCAAGGUGUUCUACAUUAGACGGACAAAGAGACGCCUUCGAGACGCCUACACCAUGGCAACCCUGCCUCCCUACAAGCUAUGGAUCUUAAAGUGGGAGGUGAGUUCGUGUUGACGCCUGACAAGUCCACAGUACCUGACCCCAUCACAAGCAUCCUAUGGAAGCAUGGGAAGAACAAGGUGGCAGAGUGGGACAAUGAUUUUGGUGGUCUGGAUAUCUAUGGUCUCUUCAGAGGCCGCACAACCCUGGACCAGACUACUGGAGAGCUGAGACUCAGUGGAUUGAAGAAAACAGACAGUGGAGUUUAUUCUGUGGAGUUCAACAGCAAACUGCUUGACCAGACAUAUGCAUUAUCUGUUAUCAAGGCAGUCCCCAAACCCACCAUCACUUCUUCCUGUAACCCAGACAAAACCUCCUGCACUCUGACCUGUGAGGGCAACACCACUGAUGCUGAACCAGUCAUCUACAGCUGGAAAAAGGGAGAGAGGGCGUGGGAGGUCUUAGACAAACAGCUAAGUGUCUCUAAGAACGACACUGGCAAAUCAGCCAAUGGUAUCAAGUACACCUGCAAGCUGAGUAAUGCUGUUAGUUCGCAAGUCAGUGAGCCAGUGGUAGAGGUGUUUGGUCCAGAGCAUUCCAGUAUCGGUGCUGUUGUUGCUUUGGUUGUCGUUACCAUUGUAGCGUUUGCUGUCAUAAUAGCAGCUGAAGCCAGCGGAUCCAACAGUCCUACAGUUCAGUCCAAGCCUGAGGCUGGUGGUCUUCCUGGUGGGGUAACUGAGGAGCAGAAACAUGGGGUUUGAAGGCUCUCAGUACAUGACUCCUUAUGUUACAUUGAGACAAACGACCAAGAAGAGAGAAACAUGUUUGAACUGUUGGAGAUGUUUUUAAUGAAAUGUACAUUUAAAAUGAAGGAAAACAACAGGCGAACGUUGCACAAAGUAACAUGCAUUCAAUCAGAUGAAGUACAGUGAGCUACAAAUGUAUUGUGUCAGUGACAUAUUUUGUUGUUUUGGCUCUGUAUUCCAGCACUUUGGGUUUGAAAUGAGAUCAUGACUAUAAAGUUAAAGUUGCAGACUAUCAGCUUUAACCCAAUAUGGAUGAGAAUAACCUCAAAUUAAAGCUGACAGUUUGCACUUUAACCUCAGUUGUUGUAUCAUUUCAAAUCCAAAGUGCUGGAGUACAGAGCCAAAACAACCAAAAACAGUGUCACUGUCCCAAUACCUUUGGAGCUCACUGUAUAAUGUGAUGAACAGUGUGCUUUAUGAACUUACAGUACUUCAGAAAUAUGAGGGCAAUAUUUGUAUCUCAGAACAUUUUGAUGAUGGACAAAAGUAUCUUCUACUUUGUGGUAAAUAGCUUUGUGGAUUCUUAUCCUUUCUCAGUAUUCAUGCCUCGUCUUUACAAAUCUCAAUCAAUUUGUGCAGGUUGUUUGAAGACAUAGUAUCAAUCACUUUGUGGUUGUAUGAUUCCUUUUCAGGUAUUUUCUCCAGAGCGCUUUAUGCCAACCAAAUGCACUUUCUGUUUUAAAUCGCAGCUUGUGAAUGUCUUAUCAUUUCCUAAUUGACUAAUUCUUAAAGCCUUCACUUGACUUAUGUCAAGUAAUUUGUACAGGAUGUUAUUGUUUUAAUUAUAAGAAGGAGAGCUCUGUAGUACUGAGAUGUAUUACUAAAACAUUUUAAUGCCUUAAUAUUUGAAUGUUGUCUUCGUGAAAUUACCAUCUGGUAAAUAUCUAUUUUCACAAUAGAAUUUUGUGACGAGGAUUUUAAGAUGUAUAUUAUUUUCUCUGUAUCUGUACAUCAGUCUGUGAUGGACCAAUUAUGGACCACAGUAAGGGGUACCACUUGUUGCCACCAGAUUGUUGCGAACAUUUGUUGGGCAAGACCACUAACCUGGUAUAUCCCAGGUUUUAGUUUUGUUACUGGUAUGUCCCAGGUAAUUCUGUUACAGAAGAAGUUAUGAAUUAAGACCAGCCACAUUGCUUUAUUUUUAGGUCUGGACUGUUCUAUAAUGGAGUCCAGGCACAUUUAAAGACAUGUACCUGUACAAUCAUUGUAUGUAUCUCUGUUUAACUUCUUGAAACUCCCCAUCCCGGAUCCGGGAUCGUGACUAAAGCCUCAGGCUCAUUAGCAUAACGCAACGUUAACGAUUUCUGAAAAUCGCAAAUAAAAUUAAAAUAAUGCGUUUGCUCUCAAGCUUAGCCUUUUCUUAACAACACUGUCAUCUCAGAUUUUCAAAAUAUGCUUUUGAACCAUAGAAAUUGACUAAUUUGUGUAAGAGCAUGCAAAGCUAGCAUAGCAUUUUGUGUAGCAUGUAGCACGCAACAUUUUCACAAA